Messenger RNA from Fonsecaea multimorphosa CBS 102226, 1533 nucleotides. RefSeq names its product glucose-6-phosphate 1-dehydrogenase. Bases 1 to 1533 code for a protein of 510 amino acids. Lineage: Eukaryota; Fungi; Ascomycota; Eurotiomycetes; Chaetothyriales; Herpotrichiellaceae. The record is from RefSeq and is a predicted model, not a curated record. Gene Ontology annotation, cellular component: cytosol. Gene Ontology annotation, biological process: pentose-phosphate shunt, oxidative branch; glucose metabolic process. Gene Ontology annotation, molecular function: glucose-6-phosphate dehydrogenase activity; NADP binding. The transcript is spliced from 5 exons.
AUGGCCGACACAAUCAUUCAUGCCGAAGAGCCUGAAAAUGCAGGCACCAUCGAACUCAAGGAGAACACAAUCAUAGUUGUACUCGGAGCUUCAGGUGAUCUGGCGAAGAAGAAGACAUUCCCUGCACUUUUCGGGCUGUUUCGCAACAAAUUCCUCCCCAAAGACAUCAAGAUCAUCGGAUAUGCCCGAACCAAGAUGGACCAUACUGAAUACCUGCGAAGAGUUCGAUCCUACAUAAAGACUCCUACAAAAGACAUUGAGGAACAACUCGACCAAUUUUGCUCCGUCUGCACAUACAUUGCCGGUCAAUACGACCAAGAUGAGCCUUUCCAGAACUUGAACAAGCACAUCGAAGAGAUUGAGAAGGAUCGCAAGGAGGGCAACAGAGUCUUCUACAUGGCCCUACCUCCCAGUGUCUUCAUCACAGUCUCUGAACAUCUCAAGCGGAAUUGCUAUCCCCAGAAGGGCAUUGCCAGAAUCAUCAUUGAGAAGCCGUUCGGCAAGGACCUGGGGAGUUCACGGCAGUUGCAGAAGGCCCUCGAGCCCGAUUGGAAAGAAGAGGAGAUCUUCCGUAUUGACCAUUACCUCGGAAAGGAAAUGGUCAAGAACUUGCUCAUCCUCAGAUUCGGCAACGAGUUCCUCGGAGCUACCUGGAAUCGCAACCACAUCGACAACGUCCAGAUCACGUUCAAGGAACCUUUUGGUACAGAAGGACGGGGUGGUUAUUUCGACGAGUUUGGCAUCAUUCGUGAUGUCAUGCAAAACCAUUUACUCCAAGUCUUGACUCUCCUCGCAAUGGAAAGACCCAUUUCUUUCUCCGCUGAAGACAUCCGUGACGAGAAAGUCAGAGUCUUGAGAGCUAUUCCUGCGAUCGAACCCAAGAACACCAUCAUUGGCCAGUAUGCCAAGUCUUUGGAUGGCACCAAACCAGCAUACAAGGAAGAUGACACAGUCCCCAAGGACUCGCGGUGUCCUACGUUUUGCGCGCUGGUGACUUUCAUCAAGAAUGAGCGCUGGGACGGUGUGCCUUUCAUCCUGAAGGCUGGAAAGGCCCUCAACGAGCAGAAGACUGAGAUUCGGGUGCAAUUCAAGGAUGUCACUUCGGGCAUUUUCAAGGAUAUCCCUCGCAACGAACUCGUCAUCCGUAUCCAACCCAACGAAUCAGUCUACCUGAAGAUGAACUCGAAGCUCCCCGGCUUGUCAAUGCAGACGGUUGUCACCGAGCUGGAUCUCACCUACCGUCGCCGCUUCUCGGACUUGAAGAUUCCUGAGGCGUACGAAAGCUUGAUUCUCGAUGCGAUGAAAGGAGACCAUUCCAACUUCGUGCGUGACGAUGAGUUGGAUGCCAGUUGGCGGAUCUUCACCCCGUUGUUGCACUACCUGGACUCGAAGAAGGACAUUGUGCCCAUGGAAUAUCCCUAUGGCUCUCGCGGCCCGGCUGUUCUAGAUGAGUUCAUCGCCGCCUAUGGCUACAAGUUCAGUGACGCCGCUGGAUACCAGUGGAACACUCAGAGCACCCCAAACAAGUUGUAG